GCAUACGUUUCAAAUUAGAAGAAAAUCAUAUCAAAGUAUCCAGUUCCGUGAAUGGCAGUCAACACGAAAAAUUUACAAAAAAUCUGCCAUUAGAUGUCAUUGCUCAAGAUAAAAAUAAAGCUCAAAAAUGGGGCUACUUAGUCAGCGACUUUUUUGACAUUUUACAACUAACCAAACGAACAAAUAGACGAAAAUUUUAUAAUGAGAAUUUACGUAAAUUAGCCGAUAGAUGGGGAAAACAAAUAUCGGACAUGUUUGGGUAUGAUGCUAUUACACCGUACAUUCAUAUACUGGCGUCACAUAUUGCAGAGUUUUAUCAAAAAUAUGAUGAUUUAAAUAAAUAUUCAUUACAAGGUGUUGAAAAGAUGAAUGAUGUAUUAACAAUAGACUAUUUUCGUUCGACAAAUAAGAAAGGGAAGUAUCUGAAACAGAUAAUUCGUAAAAGACUAAUACAAAUAUUACUUACUGUCAAAAAAUUCGAUUUUAGAAGUAUACUCUAUCAAUUAGAAAAUGCAGAAUUACAAGUGAAAAGUAAUGACGAUUCAAUUGCCAGUGAUGAUGAAGAUGAAGUUAUUACGUACUUUAAGAAAAAUUGGUAUCGUAUGGAAGAAGAAUAUGAGUUUGAAGAUCUAUAA
This is a messenger RNA of Didymodactylos carnosus, 635 nucleotides long. Lineage: Eukaryota; Metazoa; Rotifera; Eurotatoria; Philodinida; Philodinidae. The record is from the annotation of a GenBank genome assembly.